Messenger RNA from Linum tenue, 4774 nucleotides. The record is from the annotation of a GenBank genome assembly. Lineage: Eukaryota; Viridiplantae; Streptophyta; Magnoliopsida; Malpighiales; Linaceae.
CGUCUGUCUUACCUUCCGUUCCGUUCUUUUCCGUCCUGUCUUGGCUCUCCUCAAAAAUUUCAAAAUUAAUCUUCUCCCUCUCCCUCCUUCUCUCUCUCUAAACAGUAAAACCACCAAGGAGUCGACAUUCCGAGCUCCAAUUUCCCGAUUCUGGCUCUAGAUCGAGAAUUCCCGAGUUCCCCAUUCUUUGGUUCUUCUUCAUCUGCAAGUCGGUUCGUAGCUUCAUGCACUCAGUCUCUGUCCGCGACCGACCCUCCUCAUUUCACUACAGUCUCCACUCUCUAGUCCCUCCCCAACCGAUUUCUUCAUCCUUCUGACUGAAUACAGACUACUUCACCAAUUUAUAGCCCAUUUUUCUUCACUGAAACAUGGGGCUGGAGGACUACCAUGUGAUAGAGCUAGUUGGGGAAGGAUCUUUUGGCAAAGUCUAUAAAGGCCGACGCAAAUGCACUGGCCAGACUGUUGCCAUGAAGUUUAUAAUGAAACAAGGGAAAGCCGAGAAGGAUGUUCAUAAUUUGAGGCAAGAAAUUGAGAUUUUGAGAAAGCUAAAGCAUGAAAAUGUUAUUGAAAUGCUUGACUCGUUUGAGAGUCCCCAAGAGUUUUGUGUUGUCACAGAAUUUGCACAGGGUGAACUAUUUGAGAUACUAGAGGAUGACAAAUGCCUCCCUGAAGAACAAGUCCAGGCUAUUGCAAAGCAACUGGUGAGAGCGUUGCAUUAUUUGCACUCAAAUCGAAUCAUCCACAGGGAUAUGAAGCCGCAGAACAUACUCAUCUGUUCUGGAUCAAUUGUUAAGCUUUGUGAUUUUGGGUUUGCCCGUGCAAUGUCCCAGAACACUGUCGUUCUGCGGUCCAUAAAAGGAACACCCUUAUAUAUGGCUCCAGAGCUGGUCCGGGAGCAACCUUACAACCACACUGCUGAUUUGUGGUCGCUUGGAGUUAUAUUAUAUGAAUUGUUUGUUGGCCAGCCCCCGUUUUACACAAAUUCUGUAUAUGCUCUCAUCAGGCACAUUGUUAAGGAUCCUGUAAAAUAUCCGGAUAACAUGAGCUCAAAUUUUAAAAGCUUCCUUAAGGGAUUGCUCAAUAAGUCGCCACAAAAUCGGUUGAGUUGGCCUCAUCUUCUGGAACAUCCAUUUGUCAAAGAGAUUUCAGAUGAAAUGGAGGGCAGGGAGGUUCCCUUUGCAGUUGCUGCAGCUUGUGAAUCUGAUGCAGCCUUGGAUAUUUGCAGAAAAAACAGCCAAAGAUCAGCUGAUCUAGCUGGGUCUUCUCCUGAGGUUGCAGGGAAUACUUCACCAGUACCUCCUGAGGAUUUUCCUGGAUUUGCAAGUCAUAAUGAUGUCAAGCACUCUGGUAAUCAUACGUUGGACAGAUUGGAAAACAACUCACGAACAGUUAAAGGCGCACAAGUAAUUGGUAAAGAUAACGAAGCAUUGACACAAGUCUUGCUACCUCUGAGAAGGUGGUCAAAAGACUCCCAACAUUCAUGCAGGGAUCAAGAGAUUAUUUGUGCAAACCAAUCAAUGAGAAUUCUUUCUAACUUGGUUGCUGCUGGGGCUUUCCAGUCUAGUGGACUGCUAGAUGAAAUACUGAGUGAACUUUUUGAGUUCACUUCCAGUAUAAUGAGCCUGAAUUCAUCUGGACUCAAUGAAUUACUAUCCAAGGUUCUCUCUGUCAUAAAGCAUUUGUUAGAUUGUAGUGUAAGUUGCAUUGCAAGUUCACAUUUCACAAAACACUGGGUUGCAAUGACAGAAAUUUUUUCACAGAUUCUCAGCUCCAGUGAGGACUCUACAGGAAGAGUUGUUUAUGAGGCCAGCACUUGUAUCACAUCUGUAUUAUCAAAAGUAGCAAAUGCUCUCAAAACUUCAGAUUCAGAUACAGUUAACACUCCUUUGAUGAUUGAGAGAUCAAAGCAGAUCCUUGAUCGAGCUAAGACAUGUGGCUUGAUGGAGCAGUUAUGCAUUUGCUUAGCAACCGCAGGCUCAGGCCUCAUUUCUGGUUCUUCCACCAUGUUGCGUACUGCUUGUGAAGCUUGUAAGGCAAUCUGGUCACUGAUAGAUGGGGUGGAAGCUCUUUACAUGAAAUCAAAUCCCUCGUUAUUUCCUGUAACUGCUUUUCAAAGUUGUUCAAUGCGCCGGCUUCAGAUUCAGGACCGUGAAAGAGUCUCGUUGGUGGGAACAGAUUCUACAAGAAUGAUUGAUGCAUUUGUUAGAGCUUUCUUGAGAUCAAAAGCUGUUCAGGUAGCUGUCUCCUACUGUUUACGUCAACGUAUGGAGACUUCACUACAGGCUACAAUACAGAUCCUUUCAAGAUGCUGCCUGCAAAGUGCAAUUAUUCCUGGCAUUCUUUGUGGCUUACCCACUUCGCUUCCUUCUACUACUGUUGUAAGUGGUGGAGGAGAUGGAAGUAUAGUUUCUGAAAUAUUCUCCGUUUUGUCAUUGUGUGCUUCGUUGCUAAGCAAAGACCCUCAAGCAGGCGAAACAGCAAAGACUACGUUCGCAAAUCCUUCCCUUCUAGCGACGCAUUCUUGCCUCCUGCUUGCUAUUAUUGCUCAGUGUUUCAAAUCCUCUGGAAGAAAUUCUGCAUUGUUUGUGCUGACCACUUCCAUGAAAAAACAGCAAGCCAGACUUUCAGUUCUUGCCCACCAUUUUUCUUCUGAUGAUGGGAAGGCUUCGCUGCAUCCACAUUCUGCAUCAGCUAUGUUGGCUCUUUCUUGUAUUCUAUCCCUUGAGUGUGGUACUCCUGUCGAGUCGUCAAUCUCUGAAGUAGCAGUUCCUUUGAUUCCUCGAACUGCCUCUCUCUGUGAACAGCUUAAGGUAUUGGAUGGAAAUGGAACAACUAAGCCUCAUAAUUCCAGUGGUGCUCUAUCAUAUUGGCAUGGUCUUCGGGAUGGAUGUGUUGGCUUGCUAGAAUCAAGACUGAAGUGGGGAGGGCCACUAGCUGUACAGCAGCUAUGUGCAAGUGGCAUUCCUCUUCUUCUAAUUGAGUUGUUAAACCACAACCAUCAAAUUGCCUCUGCUCAAGAAACUGCCAGCAGUGGAUAUCAGGUUGGGCUCUCCCCUGCAGGGGUUGUGUGGACAGUUUCAUCGAUUGGCCAUUGCCUUUCCGGUGGAGCUUUGGUCUACCGUCAGAUUUUACUUAGGCUUGAACACAUCAAGCUAGUCAGUGACUUGAUAUCUGAAGUUCACCUCAAGCUUGUUAAAGGGUGGGGUGGUCCAGGUGGUGGAAAGGAUGGAGUGAGAGAUCUGAUAAACUCUGCAAUUGAUAUGCUAGCUUUCCCUUUUGUUGCUAUUCAGAAUGCUCCUGGUCUGCCUGCUUCUAAUGCAUCUAUAAACAGCGGCUUCCUUCUCAACACGGGUUCACCUGGGGGUAAAAUAUGCAUUGAAGAUAGGGCCAUUGUGAAAGCAAUAGAAGAAGAUUUAGGGAAGUUUGCAAAAAUCCUAUUGGAGGUGGGAGUACCUAGCAUUAUUCUUCAGUGCCUGGAGCAUGUAGAAACAAAAGAUUUGGGUAGGCCUGUUGCAUUUCUUGCAAAGAUGGCUGGCCACAAGCCUAUGGCUGUUCACCUUGUGGGCAAAGGCUUGUUGGAUCCUAAUAGAGUUCGAAGACUGCUUGAUAGUUCAUCCCCAAGGGAGGUUACAUUGGAUAUCCUUAUGAUCAUCUCCGACUUAGCUCGGAUGGACAAGGGAUUCUACGAACAUAUCAACCGCGCUUCUGUUCUAGAGAUCUUGAAGGACUUCCUGAUACAUGAAGACCCUAACAUUCGGGCAAAAACUUGCAGUGCUCUUGGCAACAUGUGCCGUCAUAGUGCCUACUUCUACACUUUACUACAAAGGCAUCACAUAAUUGGUCGCCUAAUUGAUCGCUGUGCAGACCCAGAUAGACGUACCAGAAAAUUUGCAUGUUUUGCUAUUGGAAAUGCAGCAUACUAUAACGAGAUGUUAUACGAUGAGCUCAGAAGAUCAAUCCCUCAGCUAGCCAAAUUGCUGCUGUCAUCCGAGGAAGACAAGACGAAAGCCAAUGCUGCUGGUGCAUUGAGCAAUCUCGUUCGCAACUCCAGCAAACUCUGCGACGAAAUUGUCUCCAAUGGAGCUAUGCAGGCUUUGCUGAAGCUGGUAGCCGACUGUUCCACGAUAGCCCUGAACCCAAGUAGGAAAGAUGGGUUGAACGAAUCUCCCCUGAAGAUAGCGCUUUUUUCACUGGCGAAGAUGUGUGCACACGCGCCUUGUAGGGAGUUCCUCCAGUCAUCAGAAUUAUUUCCUGUGAUAGGGCAACUGAGGCAGUCCCCGGAAUCCACCAUUGCCAACUAUGCUACCCUCAUUAUCAGUAAAGUCGGCGGAACUUGAGAUGGAGUUGGGGGGGGGUAGUUACAGGUUAAACAUCCUCGUUAGCUUUUUUAGUUCCAGAGAUGUGCUGAUGGGAGUGGUUGUUUUGGCGCUCGUUCAAGAAUUCACAGCUGAUAGUGCAAACAAGGAUUGCGCGAUCCUUUGUAUGAAAUUGUUUUAUGUGCUUUCAUGCUCAAAAACUGAUGUAGAUUGGAGCAUGUGACAUUCUGAUAGUGAGCAAUUUGCAGUUGAUCAAGCAACUUAUGCAGCCACGAAAUUACCAACUGGAAAUCAUCUCUGACGUACCAUUUCUCUACAAAGUUACAUCAUGUGGUUGUAUGUGAAGUUAUGUUUCUAACAGCGCUACCAUUCUCAUCUGUUCAUCGUCGUGGAUAAUGGUCGAUGGCCUGGAAGCUUCUAACAGCAAACAAGAUUUGCAGAGAGAGAGAGAGAGAGAG